Messenger RNA from Anopheles gambiae (African malaria mosquito), 6521 nucleotides. RefSeq lists its product as uncharacterized. Lineage: Eukaryota; Metazoa; Arthropoda; Insecta; Diptera; Culicidae. Bases 954 to 3053 code for a protein of 699 amino acids. The transcript has 9 exons. The record is from RefSeq and is a predicted model, not a curated record.
CUCGCUCUCCGCUCAUUCGCGAUUAAUCCUUUAUGGUGUAAAGAUCUCUUCGCGUGCGCGUCCCGUGUGUUGUUCGCGUUCGCGUUGUUGCCUUUCAGCCCCGUCUGCUUUCGCUUUCGACGUUUUUAUGGUGCGAUUUAGCCGAGUGCGUGGUGGUGGUGGCUGUGUCAAAAAACCUACCAAAAUGUCCUUCGUUGGCUGCUUUGUUGUGCUUUAACUGUGCUCAAGUUCAACGCAAACGAUCCCAACCAGCAACAACAAUAAACUUUAACUUUCCUCACAGCGCGGUAGAGUAUAACCAGCGUGCUUGUCUGCUUGGCAGCAUUUCCAGCCUGUUUUUAGUGAAAUGUUGCAGAGUGCAUUUAAUGUAGUUGCUUGCGUAAUAUUUCGGUGCAUAUUUUACUCGCAAUCUAAAAAAGUGUUAAAAUUUGUGGAUUUAUGUUUCAUCCCUGAACCUGUUGCAUGAUGAAAGUGCAAAACCGAAGUGAAGUGCAUUAAAACAUGAAGUAGUUUAGCAACGAUGCUUUAGCAAUUACGGUCAGUGUCCAACAGUUAUAUGGCGUCAAAUAAUGCUUCAAAACUGUGUUAAAAAGCGCAAAACACCGAGGGUGUAAACAACGGCCGGAAGCAAGCGCAACAAAGAGAGCAGUAACGCGGCCCUUCACCAAAAUCCAACCCAGUGCCCUUGCCCUGCCGCGCCCGUUUGCGUUCAGUGAUAUGUUGAGUGAGUGUUAUGGACAUUCUGACGACAGCCGAACGGGCGCGUAAAAUUCUGCUGCUUUUGCCUUCGCCGCCCCGUGCGUGUGGUGCAGCGCGUGCCGUGUGCUUUCCGUCUGGCGGCGACGCGAAUAUGCACUUUUGUUUGAUGCAGUAGCGGAGCUGCAUCCUCCACUCCCCCCCCCUCUCCGAUCCUGCGCCAACCCCGACAAGUAGGAAGCUGAACGGAAAAGAAAAUGUUGGGUGCACUGAAGCGUCGAUGGAGGACUACGAGAAGAUCCGUGUCAGCUGACAAUCAGUACGAGGCGGAGCGAGAAGGCCUGAGUGAAAUAAUUGCCUCCCCACGGUACCUGGAGUUCCUGAAAAACUAUCGCGAGGAAGCGGCUGCUGCGACGGCCGCGUCCGAUGCGACCCUAUCCGCAUCAUCGCCGCGCUACAUCGAGGUACGGAAGGGACGAAUCGUGCUCGAAUCAUCCCAACAGCAGCCGCCGCCACUCCCGAUCCGGAACGGCGGUGCCGCACUCCUGCCGGACGGUGAAAAGACUGAUCUUCAACACCAGCAGCAGCAGCAGCAGAUACACCAUGGCCGAGAUUCGGUUUUACGAAUCAACCGUGAAAAGGUCGGACCCGCUGGAUGCCCGAUGGUCCCGGCGACCCUGUCGGAAGUUGGGUACGAGCAUGAUGCAUCUACACCGCUGCCGCCGCUGCCCCCAUCGCCACCGUCCUCGCCGACGGCACGCCAAGGAUACAGCCCGAACUCUUCUUCUCCCGUGCACGAGUGUGGGAAACUUGUGCGCAACACUUCCGGUUCGGUUUCGGACUCCUGCAAGAACACGGAAAUGUUGGAAGCUCGCAUUGCAGAACUAGAAGAGGCCUUAUUAAAGCUACAAGAACGAGUAAACCAAAGCCAAUGCAACUCGCCAACAUUGGAAAAGGAGAUAAAGGAGCAUUUAGAAGUUAUGAGCAAAGCGAUGAGGACAAAGGAUCGAAAAUCGAUGCAAGUGUGCCGAGAGCACAAAACACUGCAGGUACGCUUUCAGAAGCAGGAAAACAGCCUGAUGGCGCUGCAGAACGAGAACAAAUCGCUACACCAAAGAGUACGGCAGUACGAAACAUGCCUGGACGACAUCAUGCGCAAGGUGGUGGAUGCGCUGGUGGCCGAGGACAGCCUGCGGGACGAGGUGGCAAUACUGAAGGGCCGGGUGCGGGAUCUGGAGGCACAAAAUGCGGCCCUCGUUACCACGCACGCCAGCCCGGCCAAGAGUCGCGACGAGGGGUACUGCACGAUGAGCUCGGGCCAGCCCCAGCCGCCGACGGAAGGCCACCUGGAGGAGCUGCCGGAGGAGCCGGAACAGUGGCUAAUGUCGGCGGAACCGUGCACCGCGGACAUGGAGGACUGGAGCAUGUCGCAGGAGGAGCUAGUGACGGCGCUGGACGAGGAAAACCACGAGUGGAUCUGGAACUCCAACUUUCUGACGUCGGCAGAAACACAGACUGAAGAAAUAACUGCCCUGCUGCACGACCAGAUUGUAUACUCGGAAGAUGAGGAGGUAACGUGUACGAACUUCACGCGUGACUUUUACCGACUAGUCAGCUUUACGUCCGGCAGUACGCGCAGCUUGCAUUCACCGAUGGCCGCUGGCGGCACGGUCGGCGAGAGCGGAGAUCUGAGCGGGAGCGAGCUGAAGGAAGCAGGCAGCAAGAGCGGCAGCAACACCGCCACGCGCGGGGCUCGCCGAACAGCCAAAGGAGGGGCGCCGUGCGACAGCAGCGAUGAGGAUGAUGCCAACGGCAGCCGAUCCCAAAGUCCAACGCCGAGCGAAGGUGGCCGGGCCCAGGUACUGAGCUGCUCGUCCAGCGAAUCGAGUGAUGCACUAACGGAGAAGCUACAGCUGCCCGCAUCGGCGUCCUCCAUGUCGUGCAGUGCAAGCACCACCAUCGACGAGGAAGAGGAAGUAGUGUUGCGGAGCAAACCGGCACCGAAGAAGGGUGCCCAAUCGUUGCCUGAAUCACCGAAUCGCCGCUACAUGGGCAAGCAGCAGGCCGAUGCUGUAGCAAUCAACCCGCCGCUCUCGCUCAACACGGCCGACCUGCUGCAGGAUGUACUGAUCACGUGCCACAAUCAGCUAAACGGAAAGGCGGCCACGAAACAGGACAGCACGGCAGCUGCUCGGUCCCAAUCGCCCGCAUCGGCUACGUGGCGAAGAAGCACUGGAUGGAGGCGGGUUCAGCGUGGCAACGGUGUCCACGAAACGCACAUCCCCGUCCCGAUCGGAGCGAAGGAUCGGUUAAAAUCGCCUCCGCCGGUGCCGAUCCGCCGAACGUUCGCCAGCUAGCCGAAUGUUCAUCGCAGCCAUUAACAACGGUGUUUCGCUCAUUUACCUAGCAGCUGGGGUCUAACCGUACAACUGGUGCUCGUUGCGCACAAGUCCCAAACAUGCCCAAGACUUAUAAAUAAUGUCGAAUUAAUCAGGUUAUGAAAAGCAAGCGUUUUACAACACAGCGUUGUGCACACUAAUAUACACCAUGGUAGUAGUACUGGUUGGGUUUCGUUUUCGCCAGACAUUGCAAGCAAUAGUGUUACGUCUCGAAACUAUGUGGAGUUAGACAGGACAUUAAGAAAGCACACAUCCUCACAAAUACUUACUAAAAUUAUACAGUUAUACACGAAAACCAUGUAACACCUUUAUAGUUAGAGUGAAGGCAGAAGCAAACACUAACAGGGCAUACUAACCGCUUAACGUAGCAGUCGCGUUAAGGGCUACGUUAAAUGAUCCCUCACAAACAAAAAACGUCGUUGAAGCAAGUAGAAGAAAGCAGAGGAACGAAAAAAAAGAACUCUAGAUUGUAAGAUACAGGGUUUUCCAUUCCAAUUAACAACUGUCCACAGUCUACUAGCAAUCCUCGAUUUGAAAAACACAAUUGUCUACCACUUACAAACAAGUCAAGCCGUUUUUGGUACACUGUCCAUUUCAAUUUCACAAUUGUCGUCUUCAAAAACACACGUCAGAUGCGGCACGGUUUGUUUUGGGUUUGGCUGGAACGUGUAUCACUUGUAGUUAGGACAGCUGGGCAACAUGGACAUAUUAGGCAUUUUAUGUAUACUUUAAUCUUUCAAUACAAUGCAGGAAUUAUUACAUUUAUCAAUGCUUUUACUGGCAGCCAAUGAUAAAAAAAUUACAACGUCCCAAAAUAACCUAAAAACUGUAACGAUCCAAGAAUAACUAAAACCAAAUGAUAAAACUGCUUAAAAUGUCCAAAUUGCUCAGCUUUCCCAUAUUCUGAUAUUCAAUCAAGACCUGUUUACAACAUGGUUCAAUUCUUACAGACAAGUGAUACACGUUCCAGCCAAAACCGUGCCGCAUCUGUCGUGUGUUUUCGAAGACGACAAUUGUGAAAUUGAAAUGGACAGUGUACCAAAAACGGCUUGACUUGUGUGUAAGUGGUAGACAAUUGUGUUUUUCAAAUCGAAGAUUGCUAGUAGACUGUGGACAGUUGUUAAUUGGAAUGGAAAACCCUGUAACAACAUUUGUGAUAAUACGUUUAAAAACAUACAACAACUCAAAACAAAGAGAAGAAGCAAAUGUGGCGCGCAACCUUCGCGAUGCAAGCGCUGCGCCAAAAUCGUACUGAUAAAUGACGGCAAAGACACACUCACUAGAUACGCCUCAUACAUAAACUGCCACCAGACAAGGUCGUCUAAACCUCAUCCACACAGAAGCCGGCGUGUGCAGUGAACUAUAUUCUCUAUAUUGAUAAUAGGCGGAGCAGGGUAGCGCUUGGGUGGGUUUGAAACUGUUGGACAAUAAGAAUUUUUGCAGCAUUUCUCUCGCGGCAUGAGGGUUUGGCGUGAGGAUGGAGACACACUCAGUAAAUACUUUCCCCCAGCGGAACCGAAAUCAACUAAAAAGAGGUUGUGAGCGAAUGGAAGGAAUGCCACAAAAGAGUACGGAAUCUAUACAUUUUUACUUUGUUGUUCGAAUGCGUGCGGAUGAUCAGAACUCAGAACUAUUUCUUAUACGCGAUAAUCGUAGUCGAUCGACCGGUGAUUGGUAUACUACAUGUUGCAAAAGCGAUGCAGAAGAAUGCAAUCCUUCGGUCUGGAGAUGAUAAUAAUAGCAAAGAGCACGCUAAACGAAUGCUAGCUACCCUUUUUUGUAAGCAUUACUGGUCUGAGUUGAAUUGGUAAUAUUUUACAGAUAAGUAAAAGGCAACGUUUGCUACUUCAACAGUUCUUUCACAAUGAUUUACACAACUUAUUGCCGCUUUCUAAAUUAAACAUCUUAUGUGGUGAGCUUAUUGCUAAAAAGAUGCUUUACACGCUACUUGCUUUGAUGAACAUAUCAGUUCAUGUUGUUGAAUAUUUUUAAUGCUGAUCAAUGUGAUCGACCAAACGAUGCGUUUCCUUUGCUCACGCAUGUUGCUUACUGUUGUUUUGUUUUCUUCUUUUUUUUUGCGAAACGAUAAGAAUUUAAACGUACAUCUUUUUUUGCAAAUCACAACCCUCACUAAUACUCCCGUUUUGGAGUUGCUGAACAACAUUAUCGAUUGUUGUUGAAAGACAACAGGAUCGCUUCGUAUAGUGUUACUUGUGAGUGUUUUACGUGAACCGUAUGUAAUAUCAGCCAACUUCGCAUGUCUGUAGCAUUUCUACCGUCUUCUCGCUUCAUAUCUUACCGUUGUCUAUACAUAAUAGUUGCGAUGAGUUUUAUUGCACGAAUUUGCUUAGUCGCAAAACAGCGUAGGAAAACAGUACUUCUAUUACUGUGAGUGCAGGGAACGGAUUGCCACACGAAACGCAACGGGAUGGAAAGUAGGAUGAACACAGAUGAAAACAACACGAAAGGUACAAAAUGGAAUGAGCUCUGGUAUGUGUGUUGGGUGUUGCAAUUACUAUAGACAACAACGUAACUAGAAGAUAUGAUAGAGAGGUAUUGGGUCCGUUACGGAAGAGUGUAGCCAUGUUAAAGCAGAUUAGAAAUCAACCAAAAUCAAACAAUUCUCUUUACCAUUUACUCUACAAACUGCAUUUCCGUUAACAGAGCGUAUCGUCCUUACACUUGUUCUCAGUAGUCACUAUCCAAUUCGUAUUCACUCCGUACUGUGGUCCCUGCCUGUGGGUCUAAAUAUUUUACUGUGUUACCUAGGGCAUAACCAAUAACAUUGCAUGUGUCGUUGUGUAGAAGAGUGUCGUUCAGAAUAAAAACAAGUUUGGUACGUGAACAUCCUAGAUAGAGUGACGGGGGGGUAGAUUACACGUAAGGUACUCGCGAUGAUUCGCUAGGCGGACCCAGCAUUAUACACACACACAGCUAGUAGCAUUACUGUUUGUUUUGUGACCGUGGUAAAGUGUUCGAAAUAUCAUCAAUCACUCAUGCACACAUCAUAACGGAGGUGGAGAGUAGCGUUAUUUUCUUCUUCUUGUCAGCGGGUUGUACAUGUACUAUAAUUUCUCCUUGUAUACAUACUAAACGUUGAAAACCGUACUGAGACGACGCAAUGCAUUAUACACUAUUUACUUUUGUAAUAGGUUCAUAUAUAUAUAUAUACACAUAUAAGUAUCUGCUAGAGGGACUUUUACUAUUUAUAUCGAACUUCAUAAUACGCCGCACUACGAGUAGGGUGUGGAAUAUAACAUGUCCGGGUACGUUGGUAGAACGUGCAGACAUUUGUAGAACGUGAGCGUGUCUGUCACAGAUACACUGUGGACACAUAGAAUGGCCUUCGCCGACCGAAGACAGAGUAGAGUUUGUGAAAACGAUUCAAAAUAGUAAUAUUAAAACUUUUUCAAACUAAUCAAUCAA